AUGGCCGCAGGAUUACUCUUUACGAUGGUCUUCUUCAUCAUCAUGUUCUCCGACCUCGAAUGCGAUUACAUCAACCCCAUAGACCUCUGCAACAAGCUCAACCAGUUCGUUCUCCCGGAAAACAUCGCCCACGCCUUCCUCACGACGCUCUUCCUGCUCUCUGGCCAAUGGAUGGCAUUCCUGUUGAAUGCUCCUCUACUCGCCUAUAACAUCAACAAGAUCAGAAACAACGGACACAUGUACGACGCCACGGAAAUCUUCCGCACGCUCGGCGGGCAUAAAAAGGAGAGCUUCAUCAAGCUCGGGUUCUACCUCCUCAGCUUCUUCUACUACCUCUACCGCAUGAUCGUCGCACUUAUCUCUGAGAGCGAGUAA
Peniophora sp. CBMAI 1063 is the source of this 375-nucleotide messenger RNA. Lineage: Eukaryota; Fungi; Basidiomycota; Agaricomycetes; Russulales; Peniophoraceae. The record is from the annotation of a GenBank genome assembly.